Fulvia fulva is the source of this 1488-nucleotide messenger RNA. Its product is annotated as Dibenzothiophene desulfurization enzyme C. Gene Ontology annotation, biological process: L-leucine catabolic process. Gene Ontology annotation, molecular function: 3-methylbutanoyl-CoA dehydrogenase activity; flavin adenine dinucleotide binding. Bases 1 to 1488 code for a protein of 495 amino acids. NCBI's taxonomy places the organism in Eukaryota, Fungi, Ascomycota, Dothideomycetes, Mycosphaerellales, Mycosphaerellaceae. The record is from RefSeq and is a predicted model, not a curated record. The transcript has a single exon.
AUGUCGACCAAAGCAAGAGAGUACACCGAUCCAAGCGACUACAACCAACACCAUGAACGUUUCGAACAAGAAGGACUACCUAAAUCCCAGCAAGCAUGGAUUCAGCGAGCCAAAGAGGUCUCCGACAUUUUGGCCGAAGACGCAGCCCAGCGUGAUAUCGACAACAAGUCGCCGCGCGCCGAAGUAUCUCUCCUCAAGUCGGCUGGCCUUCUCAAGGUUCUCGGUCCUGAGAAGUAUGGUGGUGGCGAACAGAGCUGGGAGACGGGCUACAAAGUCAUUCGCGAGGUCGCAAAGGGCGAUGGCUCUCUUGGCAUGUUGCUGGGAUACCACUUGCUCUGGUCCACUACCGCCAAUGUUGUAGGAACAGACGAGCAGCAGGAGAGCGUGCAGCAAGUCAUCAUUCAGAACAACUACUUUGUCGGAGGUGCCGUCAAUCCUAGAGACUCGGACCUCAAGAUCUCCAGCGAAGGUGAUGAGAUCGUGUUCAACGGCUUCAAGAACUUCAACACUGGUGGCGUCGUCUCCGAUCUGACCGUUCUCGAAGGUGUACUCGACGGCACCGAAGACCACAUCUUCACCUUUGUCAAGACUAUCCAACCCGGCAUCAGCUUCCUGCACAACUGGGACAACGUCGGUCUUCGCCUUACAGAAUCCGGCGGCGUCAAGAUCAACGACGUUCGCGUUCCAUGGAGCGACGCCCUAGGUUGGGACGCACAAUCUAAGCGCCCGGUCCAAGAAGUCCUCGGAAUCCCCUUCGCCUCCAUGCUUCUGCCAACCAUCCAACUCGUCUUCACAAACUUCUACCUAGGAAUCGCCCAAGGUGCCCUCGGCGCAGCAUCCCAAUACACAGUGAACUCCACCCGCGCCUGGCCCUACGGUGGUGACAACAAGGACAAAGCCACGGAUGAAUGGUACAUCCUCGAACGCUACGGCGAGUACCGCGCCCACCUUGCGGCCGCCGAUGCCCUGACCGAUCGCGCCGGCGCAGAGAUCGCCAACCUUUAUCGUGAAGCGGGCCAGUAUGGCUCAGUCGUCGACCCAUCCAUUGCGGCCAAGAGGGUCAACCCAAACUACCUCGCAAACGGCAUCGACGAGACCGGGCCUCUGAACAAGACUAACCCACCAUACACCAUCUCCACCGCAGCCUCCUUCCAGCACCUUCCUGCCGAGAGCCAAACCAACGGCCACGCCAACGGCAACGGCCACAGCAAAUCCAACGGCAGAGCCGGCAUCUCCGCCCUCCGCCGCGGUGAAGUCGCAGCUUUCGUCGCGCACGCUAAAGUCGUCACUACCGACACAGGUCUUGCCGUGACUAGUGGUGUGUUUGAGAUGCUUGGUGCGAGAGCCACUGGCAAGAAGUAUGGCUUUGACAGGUACUGGAGAGACAUCAGGACGCACUCACUGCAUGAUCCGGUGGCGUAUAAGAAGAGGGAGGUGGGACGAUACCAGCUGUUGGGGGAAAUCCCAGAGCCGACUUGGUACACUUAG